Synchiropus splendidus (mandarinfish) is the source of this 2518-nucleotide messenger RNA. Its product is annotated as tapasin-like. Bases 49 to 1338 code for a protein of 429 amino acids. The record is from RefSeq and is a predicted model, not a curated record. Lineage: Eukaryota; Metazoa; Chordata; Actinopteri; Syngnathiformes; Callionymidae. The transcript has 8 exons.
GUAAACAGGUUUGCCCUGUCUGGCUCAAGACGGCAGUCCCCAACCGACAUGUCGCCAGCGUUUAAACUAUUCGUGUACUUGUGUUUAUGCGCAGGUGUGCAGUGUAUCCAUCACCUGUCAUGGCUGCCCUGCAAGUUCACCGACGAGCGCAUGUUCGUCAACACGGAGGGUCAGCAUGAGACUGACUUCCAGCACAGGGACAGCAUGUUGCAGUUUGGCAAGGCAGGAGACCCUCCUGUCAACCCGCACGCCGUCACCUUCCUGGCCACAGGAUCAAAGCUGGAACUGCGCCAGUACCUGGACAGCGCUGAAGCAGACAACAUAGAUUGUGAAUUACGCCGGUUCCGCACUGAGAACACCAGUGUCCUUUGGCCCGGGCUGGACCCCCAAGAGUUCAGCAGCUGGUUCAAGUGCACCCUGAAACACACCAAAGAGCUCUUCACUGUCGUGGCCUUCCUCAGAUUCCCUUCCAGUCUGCCACCAGCAGGAGAGGACCACCGGAACUGGCCCGCGAUCAGUGACGGGCAGAUGCUCACCACAACAGUCACCAUGGUGAUGAAGACAGAGACCCCACUAGUGCAAAAAGGCCUGGGGCUUCCGGUGACACUUCACUGCCAGUUCGUUGUUGACCACAAGAGGCCCAAAGUCUCAGUGGAGUGGAUUCUGCAGCGACGUGGCGAGAGACGAAAGCUCUUCAGCUCUGGAGAGACUGAGGGAACGGGAGUGGACCGGAAGAGUCUCUCCCGUGGAGUGGCCUCCUAUGAGGUCCCCUACACCAAGAUUAACCUGGAGGGGACCUACAUGUGUUCUGUGUCUGUGGCGCCCCUGUCUGGGACUCUUGACGUCGGCCUGCAAAUCUUUGAGGCCCCGCGUGUCUCCCUCAGUGUGACAACACCUGUCAUCGUCCCAGAAGGCUCAGAGCACAAGUUCUCCUGCCAGGCAGAAAACUACUACCCUCUGGAUGUGGAGUUCACAUGGACUGAGACGGACCCAGCUGUGUCCGCUCAGCGUGUCGGAGCUCCUCUGCCCAAGACGCUCAAGAACGUCCUUCUGUCGAGCCACAGGAACAAUGCGGACGGGACCUACACGUUGUCCGCCUUCUUCUACAUCCAGGCUACCCGUCAACACUCAGGAAAGCAGUUCACGUGCAUCGUGAAUCACAAGCUGCAGCGACUACCCAUCAAGAAGAACUUCGUUCUGAUCGUUGAAGAACCGAGCAGCUGGGGCUUUUACCUGGUUGUUACCGUCAUCCUGCUAUCAUCCCUGGGCCUGCUGUUUAUCAUGCUCCCCUACCUGUAUCGGGCACGGCGUCAAUCAAAUCAGAGGAAGCCAUAUUGACCAUCCACAACACGUCAAGCGGAAACAUUUUUUUUUUGUUUUCUCUGUCUGUUGUGUUGUAGUUUCUGUGAAACUGCAUGAUGUCUUAUUUAAUUGGACGCAGCAAAUGGUCUUGAAAGUGAUGAGACAAAUGAGUUCAAAUUUUCAAUCAGCAGUCUAGUUUUCGCACAUUGAUCCGCACAUUGCUUGCUUUUGACCUUUAAAAAGCUUGUUUUUGUUUUAGAAAUAAUGAAUUCUGACCUUUAAUUUCCUUCUGUGUUUAGCCAUUUGUUUCCUUUCUUUCGGUCAUAAAUGCAAGCGUGGAUAAUCCAUUCUUGCUCCUGGUCUACUGCACUCUUUCUGGAAGACAAGAUGUGGCACCUAUGAACACUACAGUGCUGUAGUGGUCAGUUCUCUGGGUCUCACAGCAAGGUGGUACAAUCACCUUUUCCCGUGCUCCUGGGAUUCUACCCACAGUUCAAAAAUCAAUCAGAUCUGGGAUCAUUUUACAUGUUUCCCAAAUAAAAAAGUUAGUAGGUCAUGACUAAAUGGAAAGACACAAGAAGGUUUUUUUGGCCUCUUGUUUGAGAUGAGUGAGUCAUAACAUGUUGUUGUUUAUCGGAGUUCUGUACAUCCGAAAUUUAAACUUGAAUUAUUUGCCUGUAAUGUUGAAGUGGUGUGUAGUCGCAGCAUCAUUUAGCAGGGAGAAAAUAGAAUUUUCAUGUGUGUGCGUGUGGGCAUGUUUUGCCAUAUUUGUGAGUACCAGGUCUUGACAAGCCACCUUCUUGUGAGGACAGUUUGCUUCGUGAGGACAUUUCCUGUCCUCACAAUGUUUAGAGAGAGAGAAAGUAGUUUAUAAUCAUUAGGUUUAAAUUUGGUUCCGAGUCCUGGUGAAGUUUAGCCAUUCGUUUCGGAUGGAUAAGUUAAAGGAGAGAGGCUGGGGAAAGGGUUACGUCACUGAGAGGUCCUCACCAAAAUCGCAUAACACAAAUGCGCGCGUGUGUGUGUGGCAGGCUGAACCCCUGUGGGGACGAAAGGGGCUUGUGUGUCGGUGUGUAGUUACUAUUCCUAAGCAAUCAAAGUGUAAACAAACAAACAGAGCAAAAGGUCAUAUCAAUUUGGGAAACAACGCAAAUGAGAACCUGGCAACAGCAAAUUGUACUCACAAAGAAAAGAUUGUGAUGAAGAAUAAAGGAGUCCA